Salmo salar (Atlantic salmon) is the source of this 1113-nucleotide messenger RNA. RefSeq names its product guanine nucleotide-binding protein G(o) subunit alpha. The record is from RefSeq and is a predicted model, not a curated record. Gene Ontology annotation, cellular component: heterotrimeric G-protein complex; cytoplasm. Gene Ontology annotation, biological process: adenylate cyclase-modulating G protein-coupled receptor signaling pathway. Gene Ontology annotation, molecular function: G-protein beta/gamma-subunit complex binding; G protein-coupled receptor binding; guanyl nucleotide binding. Lineage: Eukaryota; Metazoa; Chordata; Actinopteri; Salmoniformes; Salmonidae.
UGUUAGGUCACCUCCCAUGUGUAACGCUAAACUGCAAGUUUAGCUGCACGAUUUAACCAUUGAGUAGUAUAGCCUAUAGAAGUUAAUUGGACAUAUUCCCUGUUCUUUAGGCUUACCUCAUUUCUCUUUAUCUCGUGUUGAAUAUUCAGCCCCAGUUUGUAGCAAACGUUUAACUCUAUGCGGUAGGCUACCUCAAAGAUGUUCCGCUUUUUCAAUAUUCUGCCAGCUCCUCUGCAGAUGUGCGUGAGAUCAAUUUGCAUUCACCCCGUACCCGACGUUACUGAGGAUGAGAAAAGGGCGAAAAUUCAAAGCUCUAAUAUAGAACGAGAUUUGUUUGAACAAGCCAAGCUUGAGGUGAACGUGAUCAAACUAUUGCUACUUGGUGCUGCAGAGAGUGGUAAGAGUACCAUGGUCAAGCAGAUGAAGAUCAUCCACAGUCAUGGCUUCUCCAAGCCAGAGCUUAUUAGCUUCAAGGCUGCAGUGCUGGAUAACCUCCUGACCUCUAUGAAAUUUGUGCUGCGCGGCAUGGUACUGCUGAGGAUUAAUCUGGCCAACAAGAAGAACAAGGCCCAUGCCCGCUCUGUGCUGUCCUGUGGCCAGUGUUUCGGGGAGGACGGGGAGCUGCUGCCGUUUGUGGCCCUGUCUUUCUGUGCUCUCUGGGCCGACCAGGGUGUGAGAGCUGCAGCUGCCAGGGGCUACGAGUUCCAACUCAACGACUCCGCGCUCUAUUUCUUUGAGAACAUAAAUCGGAUCAUCUCUCCCAGAUACAUUCCCCCUGAGGCGGACGUACUGCGGGUGAGAGUGCGAACCUCCGGAAUCAUCGAGACUCGGUUUCCAGUCAAUCACAUGGUUUUCAGGAGCCGACUGGGACGUGGAUGCUGCCGCACGUCACAUCACUGCCAUGUUUGUGGCCUGCAACAGGACCCCCAACAAGCUUGUCUACCACCACUACACCACUGCCACGGACACCCACAACGUACGGGUGGUCUUCCACGUCGUCAUGGACACCGUCGUCAAGGAGAACUUGGAGAACUUCUCAUUGCUAUAAGCCCUGACCAGGGUACAUUUGACUGCAUCAGUGCCUUAGACACUUUCUAGAUUUUAUUGAUGGAU